Molecule: messenger RNA, 1188 nt
Organism: Drosophila novamexicana
Lineage: Eukaryota; Metazoa; Arthropoda; Insecta; Diptera; Drosophilidae
Product: ubiquitin-conjugating enzyme E2 D2-like
Exons: 1
Coding region: 10-783 (257 amino acids)
Source: RefSeq, a predicted model, not a curated record
UAUCCAAACAUGGCCGAAAGACGCUUGCGAAAGGAACUGAAUGAACUGUAUAAGCUGCAGCCGAGCAAUUGUUGCGCCUGGCCCGUGACCGGGGAUCUGAUGCUAUGGGAGGCGACCAUUUUGGGCGUAAGGGACACGCCCUAUUAUCUGGGCGUAUUCUCGUUGCGGCUGAAGUUCAACAGAAACUAUCCGUUUAUGGCGCCGCGCGUGAACUUCCUAACCAAAAUCUAUCACUGCAAUAUUGACUUCGAUGGCUACAUCUGCUGGGAUCUGUUGAGCACCAAGUGGACCGCCCUGAUUAAUGUGUCCACAAUCCUACAUGCUGUCUGCGCCCUGAUGCGCGAACCCAAUACAGAUGAUCCGUGCGACGAGCUGAUGGCCGCACUCUAUCGCGACAAUCGCCAGGAGUACAACAACAAUGCGAUUGACUGGACGCUCCGCUAUGCCAUUGCUCCAAGCGUGACGCUGCCUUCGCUGCAGCUGCAGUGCCAGCCGGUGAUGAUUGAGGAGCAGGACGAUGAUGACGAGGACGGUGACCGGGACGGGAAUGGUGAUGGUGACGACGAAGAAGAAGAUGAUGACAAUGACGAGGCAGCGUAUGAUGAAGACGAAGAUAACGACGACGACGACGAGGAGGAUGACGAGGAGGAGGACGAGGAGGACGACGACGACGAGGAAGUUGAUACAGAUGAUACAGAGCCAGAGCAAGCUGACGCUGACGAGUCACAGCUGGAAACUGACGACGGGGAGCUGGCUGCUAAUGAAAUAACAACAAACGCUUAAUUAUAAUAUUCCCAUGAAUUUAUUUAUAAUAUAUAGUUUAAAAAUCCAGCUCGCAAUGUGCAUCUUGUAUCCUCUCUCUCAAGUCCAUAGACCCCAGAACGCUUCAACUGCCCGCAUUGUGAGCAGCACCUGGACCGCGAGGCAACCAUGACAAUAUAUCCAGCUCGUUAAUACACAAUACGGGCUGCGAUGUCGACGGUAUUGCCAGAGCAUCAAAUGUGGGAUUAGACUAUGACCUAAAAUUAGUAAUAACUUAUCUAUACGUAUUAAUAAAUAUCUAUCUAUAUCAAAUUGACUAACUGACUGACUAAUGAAGAGCUAACAAGCUGCACUUUGCGCUGUAGCCCUCUGUGAUGAUAGGUUUUGAUUCUAUAUUUUUCCUUCUUUCCGCCAAAUCCACCUUUC